Corticium candelabrum is the source of this 1188-nucleotide messenger RNA. RefSeq names its product proton channel OTOP1-like. The transcript has 2 exons. The coding region runs from base 229 to 1188 and encodes 319 amino acids. Gene Ontology annotation, molecular function: proton channel activity. Gene Ontology annotation, biological process: proton transmembrane transport. Gene Ontology annotation, cellular component: membrane. The record is from RefSeq and is a predicted model, not a curated record. NCBI's taxonomy places the organism in Eukaryota, Metazoa, Porifera, Homoscleromorpha, Homosclerophorida, Plakinidae.
UUCUAGGGAGAUCUUAGAUUUGGGGACUUUUGUUGUGUACAUGCUGAGUCAUGAAUAGACGGUGUCAUGAGAACUGGGCUCUAAGCCAAGUGUUUGCUAGAAAGUUUUAUCAGUCAGCGUUCAGCAUUCCCAGAUUGGACUAGACUCGAAGAAUCAAGUCAGUUGUUUUUGGGUGCGAGAGCUGCCGUCAGAGUUCUCAUCUUGGUGUCCUUCAGACAACAUCGAGCAAUGUCGUGCUGGAGGUCGUCUCUACAAAUAAAUGGCGACGGCGUCGUGUCGAGGACAAAGCUAGCCGGGGUCGAACUCACCGUUCCCAUUGCCGUCUGCGGUAUUCUCAGUUUUGCCAUCGGAUUUGUGCUGAUUGCAUACUGGUGUGCUGGUAAUCGAUCUCUUGGACACGAGUUUAGGGAGGGUGAGUGGUACCUUUCAUUGUUGAUGGUGUCCUCUCUGGUAUGGAUGUUAUGGGUCAUGGGGAAAACGAAACUCACUGUUCGCCACUUCCAAGCAGCAGGAAGUUCACCCAGGCCGUUCGAGCGGGGAGCUCUCUCUCACAGAGCAACCGGCAGCAGUUUGCUGGUCAAGACUCUCACAGCGUUUGCUGCUUUCAGUGUACUGCUUGCAAUUUUUCAGACGGCCGAUUCUGCCCUUGCAACAGGCGGCGUGCACUGUUUUUCCACAUCUGCUGUUGUUUUCUGUUGUUUCAGGAUCCUCUACAUUUUUGCACAAGUUUGUUAUGUAGUGUAUUCUCAGAAACGAGUGUUGUUUGAGAAGAAGUUGGUACACGGUGCAGCUAUGAUACAAAUGAUCAUCACAAACUUUAUCGUCUAUGGUUGGACGUUUAUAAAAAGCAAAGACCGCGUUUUCACUAAUGAUGAAAGUCAAGACUGUACUACCAUUGAUGGUCUAGAAAAGCUCAACUUUACUGCUCUAGUAAAGCUCAACUUUACUAUCUAUAGUAGUGUGCUAAAUACAUAUUUAGCUAGCUCUGAUGCUCAACCAAUACACAGCAGUACGUUUACUAAACCUGAAUGUCACCACACUGUAUUCAAAGAUACCUUUCCAUGGCUCUACCCGUUUUGUCUAGAAUUUUGCCUGACUGCAUCAGCCAUGAUGGCCGAGCAAUGGCUGGAAUGGCUGAGUCCUCCGACAGAGCCAACGUGUGAUGAUGAUGAUCCAAGAGAAAGCUGA